This is a messenger RNA of Salvelinus namaycush (lake trout), 2268 nucleotides long. Its product is annotated as cdc42 effector protein 2-like. Bases 472 to 1344 code for a protein of 290 amino acids. The record is from RefSeq and is a predicted model, not a curated record. The transcript is spliced from 2 exons. NCBI's taxonomy places the organism in Eukaryota, Metazoa, Chordata, Actinopteri, Salmoniformes, Salmonidae.
UCCUCGACUACAGAAACAGUUCGCAGUAAGAGGUUUACCUGUUCUUAAACUAACCAGAGAAGCUGACGCCUUAAUCGUGGACUAUAGACACAUCUCCGUGAUUAUUCCUUGUGGAAAUAUAGCUAUUCCUUUACAAGACCUCCAAGACUAGCAUUUUGAUGUCACAUUCCCGAAGCAACUGAGCCCCGUCAGAGAAUCAGCAGACAUAAAGAUAGCCAAAGGAUUCUUCAUCUUCAGAGAGGCCAAAGAAUAAGGAAGAAGGGAGGUUUUGAAGCUGGAACACCCACCACCCUUAUUGAAUAAUGGUGACUUUUUGAGAGUGCGUUGAUCUCAGGUCAAGGCCUACAUGCCACUGUGAUCACCAAGAAGCGGACAAAGGAAAAAAUUUUUUUAAAAAAAUCAUAUUAAAAGGAGGUGCAAAUCUCAUCACUGAGAGACGAUCCCCUCACAAACUGAAUUCUGGGAAACAGAAUGCCAGCGAAGACGCCCAUGUACUUAAAGACUACCACACCCAAGCGGGGGAAGAAGCUCAAGCUGCGAGACGUCCUGUCCAGUGACAUGAUUAGCCCCCCGCUAGGGGACAUGCGCCACAGAGCCCAUGUCGGGCUGGAGGGAGAGGGUGACAUGUUCGGAGACGUAGGCUUUUUACAGGGCAAGAUGGACAUGUUGCCCGCCCUGAACGGCUUACCACGCUCCCACAGUAUGGAGAGGCAGCUGGAUGAAGCCUACCCCAUGAACGACAAAGGACCCAACCACUCUUGUAACAACCACCGCAAUCCCUACCACCAUUCCACCAGCCUGCUGAAGAGCACCAUCUCCAUGCCUGUGUUCAUCGCCCCCGAGCAGGCCCCUCCCAAGCCGCCUCGGCUCCACCUGGAGGACUCGACCCCCCCGUCCCAGCAGCAACAGCACCAACCUCAGCCGAACAACCAUAACCACAACGACCACAAUCAGCAGCGGCAUCACUCCAUGUCUUUGUGUGACCAGGGUGUCGGCUGCUACAUGGACCCCUGCCACGACCUUAGCUACUCUGCCUCCUUCAGGCACCUGGUGCCCUCCUCCGGCUCCUUCUCAGAGGUCUCCUCAGAGGACUCCAUGUCAGAGAGCUGUGGCCCCCUGGACCCUCAGAGGGGGCUGAGCCUGGAUUCAGACGCUGGCCUGAGCAAUGAGGACCUGGGGAGCGAGCGGAGUGAGUCGCCCACCGUGUGCCCUAGAUUCUCUCCCGGUGUCUCCCGCUCAGAGUCCCUGAUGGGCUUGGAUCUGGACCUGGGGCCAUCCAUCCUGGAGGACGUGCUGAGGAUCAUGGACCGCUACAAGAGUGUUGAUGACCGCUGUGAGUUGUGAGCAGAUGAGGGGAAAGGGGUUUAGACACUGCUGUGCAGAGAGGUGUCUGGGACACUUUUUUUUUUUACAAUCCUCCAUAUAGCCUAAUGAUGAUUGGGCUGGUCCAACAGACAGACAGACAGACAGAGGAUAGUGCCAGGACUGACAGGCUAAAAAGCCUGGGACUUAAGACGCUGUAAAUGUGGGACUAUAUAAUAUCUAGACUGGACAAACAGCAGCUUCAGAACCAACCAUUUGUCUUUUGAUAUUCAGAAUCACAAUGGGGGAGAGACAAUAAUUUCUCCCACCCAAAUGUUGUCUAAAUUUUCGCAGACUAUCAUUUUACAUGUUUUUCAUAAUUUCACUAUUGUUAGGGCACAUAAUUCAUACUUCACUAACUCUCUAAGUAAGCUCUGUAGUUUUGUGAUAGGAGGAAACGUAGUUGUCUGAAAAUACAAUUCAUGUACUUAAAAAGCCUGCAAAGUUUUUUUAUAUUUUUUAAAUGAAAUAUCAUAUUGCUGAUAUUCUUCCAGGAACACAUUUUUUAAAUUCUGUAUGUACAUCUGAUUGAAUUUUACUGUUCUAUGUCAGAACAAUAUGAUCAAGACUGGAGUGUGCUAUGUAUUAGUUUGCCAUCUAGUGGCAUAUGUAAGAAUUACACCCAAUUUGCAGCAGUUCUAGCAGGGCGAAAAGUGAGGUCAAAAUGUUGCUUUCUGGGGGCUAAAGUGCAUUAGAAUCAAAGUAUCAGAAAUGUGCAGCUUCUUCAAAAUCCUUUAAAUAUAGUGGGAUGACCAGAGAAGGUUUCUCUGUUCUUUUGUAACAGCUGUGCAAUUUGUGGACUUGAAUUGAAUCCUUCAGCAUUUUCUUCUAUUGCGUUGUUAAAUUACAGUGUAUCUCCAAUUGUUAUGUAUAUAACUGUAAUGUAUGAAAUAAAUAUGGCAAUUA